UUGUAUCCUUCUUCCAUUACACAGGCCUUCGGACAGGCCCACUCCAACCACAGGAAGGUGGCGGCUGACGGCGAGAGCCGCGAGGAGUCGCUGAUCCAGGAGUCAGCGUGUAAGGAGGCGUAUUACGAGCAGCGCAUGCAAGAGCUGCAGGCAGAGCUGCGACAAGCACGUAACAUCCUGACCAACGUCCAGUCAGAGAACGAACGGCUCGCCACCAUCACUCAGGAACUCCGAGAGAGCAGUCAGAUGGUGGAGCUGCAGAGAUCUCGUCUGCGCGACGACAUCAAGGAGUUCAAGUUCAGAGAGGCUCGUCUGCUGCAGGACUACAGCGAACUCGAGGAGGAGAACAUCACCCUGCAGAAGCAUGUUUCUGUCUUAAAACAGAGCCAGGUUGAGUUUGAGGGUCUGAAACAUGAAAUUCGUCGUCUGGAGGAAGAUACCCAGUUUCUGAACAGCCAGUUGGAAGACGCCAUCCGUCUGAAGGAGAUCGCAGAGAGGCAGCUCGGGGAGGCGCUGGAAACCAUCAAGACUGAGAGGGAGCAGAAGGCCGCCUUAAGAAAGGAGUUGUCGCAGUACAUGACCAUCGGAGACUCGAUGUACCACAGUCCUUUGAGCAUCUCCCUCGAUGGGCUGAAGUUCAGCGACGACACCUCAAUCGAGCCCAACAACGACGAACCCCUCCACAUCUAUGAAAAUGGCUUUGACAAGAUCGACAACAACGACAACCGUGUUUCCACGCCCAAAAAAGGAGAGCGGUUCCACCCUUCCUCCAGCCUCGUGGACAAUCUGCUGAAUGAGCUCAACAUCUCAGAGAUCCAGAAGCUCAAACAGCAGCUGCUGCAGGUGGAGCGGGAGAAGGUGACGCUGCUGUCGACCCUGCAGGAGUCUCAGAAGCAGCUGGAGCAGGCUCACGGAGCGCUAUCUGAGCAGCACGAGAAGGUCAGCCGUCUCACCGAGAACCUCAACGCCGUCCGCAAACUCCAGGCCAGCAAAGAGCGCCAGUCCGCUCUGGACAAUGAGAAGGAUCGCGACAGCCACGAGGACAGUGAAUACUAUGAGGUGGACAUCAACGGCCCCGAGAUCCUGGAGUGCAAGUACAAGGUCGCUGUGUCUGAGGCGAGUCAACUGAAGGAGGAGCUCAAAACGUUAAAGGCAGAACAUUCAGCCUGUCAGUCUCAGUAUAAGGAGGAGCGGGUGCAGCUGGAGAGCCAGGUUGCAUCUUUAAGCACACAGGUCUCUUCUCUGGAGCGCAGCAGCAGAGCCGACCGCGAGCAGCUGGCACGGCUCGAGAAAGAGCUCCGUCAAGCCAGCGAAGUGGCAGGCGAAUCCCAGGGCAGCCUUAACAUCGCACAAGACGAGCUUGCCACCUUCAGCGAGGAGCUAGCCAACCUCUACCAUCACGUAUGCAUGUGCAACAACGAAACGCCGAACCGCAUCAUGCUCGACUACUACCGCGAAGGUAAGGCUGGCGUUAAUGGCACACAGACCACAGGCUGGGGCAGCCCUGACGGUCGCGGACGCCGCUCUCCCAUCCUGCUGACCCGCGGCCUCUUCCCCAGCGACGGAGCUUCGUCUCCGGUCUCCUCCGUCCCGUCCCCGGUGCCUGAUCCCCGCAAAGAGCCCAUGAACAUCUAUAACCUGGUGGCUAUCAUCCGUGACCAGAUCAGACACCUGCAGCUAGCGGUGGACCGCACCACCGAGCUCUCGCGCCAGCGCAUAGCUUCCCUGGAGCUGGGUCUCGGGGCAGACCGAGACCAGGAGGCCAGCGUGGAGGAGAUCCUCAAACUCAAAUCGCUCCUCAGCACCAAGAGGGAGCAGAUAGCUACGCUGAGGACCGUCCUGAAGGCCAACAAACAGACCGCUGAGGUGGCGCUGGCCAACCUGAAGAGCAAAUAUGAGAACGAAAAGGCCAUGGUGACUGAAACCAUGAUGAAGCUUCGCAACGAGCUCAAAGCCCUAAAAGAGGACGCAGCCACUUUCUCCUCGCUCAGGGCCAUGUUUGCCACGCGCUGUGACGAGUACGUGACUCAGUUGGACGAGAUGCAGAGGCAGCUGGCUGCUGCGGAUGAUGAGAAGAAGACGCUGAACUCUCUUCUCCGUAUGGCCAUCCAGCAGAAGCUGGCACUCACCCAGCGGCUGGAGGACCUGGAGUUCGACUACGAGCAGACCCGCCGCGGCGGAGCCAACGGCCGCUCCAAGACCGCCUCCUCGCGCGGGAAACCCACCCAGUCCCACGUGAGUCACCCUGCCGCCGCUGCCACCUGCGGGGGUCGAGCCGAGCCCAACGGCCUCCUGGGAACGCCGGUGGUGUUCUGCAGCGAGAAGUACAAGAUCUACUGCGACUGAAGCGGCUAACGUUCAGCCUGAGCUGGAACUCGACAUUCCACCACUUCCCACAAACCCAGUGCUCCCAAACCAGUAACCUGUCUCGGCCGUAUGUGAGAGACACUGGAUGGCUGCCUUUAUUUUUGGAAACCAUUGGAAACUCAAACCUUUUAUCGUUGUUAUGCAUUGUACACUCGGCGAAUGAGCAGGAUAUAGUACAUUUACAUUCACAGAAGAACAUUUGUGGUUCUUUUGACACACAUGCCAGAGGUCACAAUGUCCUGAAAACUUGAACUCUUAAAAAUCAACUACAAAAAAAGAAAAUGGGCUAAUGUUCUUUUUCUCAAGACAUUCAUCUGUGUUUUGAGAUUCUGUAACCUUUUCUCUUUUAUUGUUAGGUUAUAUCACUUUUUAUUAUAUCAGUCUAUAGUUUGAGGCGUUCUGGUUUGAGUCGGUUCACGUAUUUUACACUACUAUUUUAAUAGUAUUUGAUUUCAUUAUGUACGUCCUCUGUAAACAGAGCUCAACGUCACAUAAUCCAUAUCUACUCCAGUUCUGCCAUCUUUAUGAAGUGAAUCCAUAAGAUUAUUCAUGUGUUUUAAUGAAAUGUUGUUUCUCACAUUCACACAUUUUAAUGCUGGGCUUUUGUCUAUUUAUUAUUAUUAUUUCGUCUAUAUAGGAAUAUUUCAAAGUGAACAAAUAAAAAAAAAAGUGGCUUAAUCUAUUCACAAGGAUUUGGUUAAACAACCAGCAAAUCAAUAAAAACACUACAAAAUUGAUGUUUUCGUAACACUUCACAAUAAGGUUCAAAUAACAAUAAACAAUGCAGCCAUGUAUUAAUCUAGAAGCAUUUCUUUAUAUAGGAAUAAGUUUUUAACGUUGUAUAAAUCAACAUUAGGUUAAUGUAUUAUGAAUUAACAAUGAGCAAGAGUAUAUUCAUAUAUUACCAUUAACCUGGAUGAAUUAAGAUUGUUCAGUUCACUUAUUGUAAGUGUUUGCGAUUUUUCUUUCGUUCGUUUCAAGCACCUUCGUGGGUCACUGACCUUCUGCAUUCUGUACAAGAGGAAAUGAAUUCAUUCCAAAUUGGAAUGCUGUAAUUCUCUGUCUAUCGUGCCAAGUGUCGGUACAUCGUUUGGGUUGGUGUUAAAAGGAUCAGAAGCGCUGAGACGAGGGUCUGCCCUGCUUUACCUUACCCUCAGUUUGGUUCGUUUUUCGUUUAUGAUCUUCAUUCUGACCAUUAGUGCCUUUUUGUUCUUUGAAGAGAGAAUCCUAGCUUAGCGUUUAGUUUUUGUAUUUUAUUUUUCUCACUCCUUAAGGAAGAGCAGCAGAUGACUUGUUCUAAACUUAGCAGCAGCAAUAAGUACAGAAGACAUUCAUUCUGUUUUCAAGGGUGUGAAGAUAUCAGUGAUUAGAGAAAUAAAACAGAUUGUACUGAAUUCGUCAGGUCAGUGAUCCUAAUAGCAAAUUCAGGGGUUUUAGAAAACGUUAUGUUUCGUCAAAUGGUUUGAAGCCAGAAUUAUCGUUUGCCUCAAUAUGAACAAAAAUUUUGAGACACGAAACCUGUGUGGUGUUUUGUUGUCGGAGACUGGUGUUAUUCUAGCUUUGUAUGGUGAGGUAGCUGAGGUCAUGUGAUAUCGAUAGUAUUGUUAACAAUUGUGAGAAAGCUUGUGUCCUCUUUCUGUCCAAUUGUUUUGUUUUUUUACAUUUUUAUAUGAGCAUUACAAUUUCAGGAAACAGAAAACGUUGCAUCAACAAGCAAAUGGUGCCACGAAAGUCACAUUUUGUUUGUUGAGGCGUAAAAUUAAUAAAUACAGUCAGCAAGUGAGGAGGAACUAAAUUAAGUGCAAUUAAACCAAAACGAAGUUAUGUGGUAACUGAGGUUUUCUGUUUGCUGGAAGUGAUGGCAUUGUGAUAUUCAACUAGCUGUGGAAGCUUAUUAUUGGAAACUCUUAUUAUUGUGUUCCAGUAUUGAUCUAUAAGGACCUAUAAGUUUGAUACCUUUAUAUAAAAUAGCAUUUGUUUGUUUGUAUUAAUUUGUCAGUACUGAACUUUAUAAUGUGCAUUAUUAUGUCAUAUGCAUGUUUCUUUCAGCUAUGAGACUUGUACACGGAACCGAAAACAAACUUAGAACUCCAAAGACUUGGAAAAAGACAAAAAGCAGAAGAGCGAGUAAUGUUUGGUUUUUAAUUGGUCCCUUACUCGUGUACUAACUGAGUUGAAGUAUUGUUUUCUAGAGGUUUGUCUGUGUAGAAGUAGUCAUGCUGGCUCAAGUCAGUAAAUACAAAUAAAAAGUCACUCAGC
Sinocyclocheilus rhinocerous is the source of this 4626-nucleotide messenger RNA. RefSeq names its product protein bicaudal D homolog 2-like. Gene Ontology annotation, molecular function: cytoskeletal adaptor activity; dynactin binding; dynein complex binding. Lineage: Eukaryota; Metazoa; Chordata; Actinopteri; Cypriniformes; Cyprinidae. The record is from RefSeq and is a predicted model, not a curated record. The transcript has 9 exons. Gene Ontology annotation, cellular component: cytosol; Golgi apparatus. Gene Ontology annotation, biological process: microtubule anchoring at microtubule organizing center; regulation of microtubule cytoskeleton organization; protein localization to organelle. The annotation marks the transcript as partial.